Messenger RNA from Porites lobata, 1960 nucleotides. The record is from the annotation of a GenBank genome assembly. Lineage: Eukaryota; Metazoa; Cnidaria; Anthozoa; Scleractinia; Poritidae.
AUGGCUGAGAAAUCAGAAAUGGUAUUACAUAGUACAAUUUAUUUAAAAUGACUUACAGCCUACUUUUGAACAAAAAAAAAUUAAUUCAGGUCCAUCAAAGUCACAAAGUCAAAGAACAGUCAGAAAAAGGAGAGAUGGGAAAAAUGAUUUUUAUUUCCUUGUUUUGAAGUCUUGUUGUUCUCAUGUUCCAGUAACAGUAAAGGUUGGAGUUUGAAAAUUUGCAGUAGUGAGAUAUUGUAUAAUUUGCCCCCCCCCCCACCAGUUUUUUUGCCCCCGACCCUUCUCUGUUACCACCAAAAACCACUUAACCCAUUGAGAAAAUAACCAGGAUUAUGUGUUUGCCCUUUGCAGUCUUUUCUUGGAAUGUUGUAUCACAACGAAAAUGACUCAGAUGGUAUUCAGCAAGUACUGACAGCACUGCAUCAGUAUGUAUCCUACUAUGGUGAUGGAGAUGACAGAGUUUAUUCCUCCCAAGGUUUAGUGGCUGAUCAACUGUCAGUGGAGCGUGGCGUGAAUGCACUCUUUGAGCUCUCAAAUGGCUUUACUCCAGAGGAAUGUCUAGAGGGUUUGCACUUGGAAAUUGCUGACUGGCACGCAGGAAAUAAGUUUUUGAAGGUAUGAAAAUAUUUAGUGUUUCUUUCAAGCCAUAGUUUAUGAGUCAUAUACAUUAUAUGUAGCUUUGCCAAUGGGUUCAUACUCAUUAGAGUAUAUUCAGUGAACAACACCAAUGCAAGAUAGCUUGUGAGAUAAAUAUCAGGAAAUUAGUUGCAUAAUUACACUGUAAAAACGGUAUGGUCUGAUUUCACACAGUUAAAUGAUAAUUGUUUUAUUUGAGAUAAAAAAAGUCAGUCAAUAAGGUAUGACAUCUCUCUCACUGUGAAAGGAAAUGCAUCAGUUGAUGGGUGAAACUAAAUAUAUUGUAAAUAUCUUUAUUGAAAUAAUAAAACUAAUGAUAAUAAUAACAAUGAUAUCAAAUAUAUUGCACAUUCAUUCACUUGCAUAAACAAGUAAAUGUAAUUCAAAUAAUGAUGAUGAUGAUGAUAAUAAUGACACCAACAAUAAUAAUAAUAAUAAUAAUGAUGAUGAUGAUGAUGAUAAUGGUGAUGGUAAUGGUAAUGAUGAUAAUGAUAAUAAUAAAUAUAAUGCACAUUCAUUCACUUGCAUAGUCUUCUAAUCAUGUAAAAAAAAUAGUUCAAUGUUUGUAUGUAUCUGUUUUUAGGUUGCAUUCCAUAAUUUCUACAACACAAAAUCAGCAGGAGACAAAUGCACUCUCUACAGCGACAGAAAUUUAAUAAACAGAAGGAAUGUCAGCAGUGAUGUUGAUGCGGCAGUUAACCCCUGUAGAAAAUUUUUCGACCUCGAAAUAAAAGCAAGGCUUAUAGCUGCUGCAUUACAUGAGCUUGGGAUGAAUAAUAUCUUGGAUAGCCCUAAGGGUGAAUUUUCCCAACCAAACCUCCCUGAAGCGAGUAACGUGGAGAAAAAGGAAUAUGUGCGUAAAAUUGCCACACACAUUGUAGAUGGCUAUGUCAUUCGAAGGGAAAAUGUUGAAAACAUUUUCAAUAGCCUAGUAGCAGCAGAAGCCGCUGAGGAAGAAGAGGUCAGGCAACAAACAGACAAUGGCAGAUACAUUUGUUUUUUUCCCGGUUGUGGCAAAAGCUUUGCAUCAAGGGGGAAACGAAUGCGUGAUCAUGAAGCCACCCAUAACCAACAAGUCCCACCUCAAGAUUCACAAGGGUUACUCUUCCCAAGUGACUCAGCCCCUUCAGAGAAAGUCCCUGAGAAGGAUGACAUGUUCAAUUAUCAGUGUUCUUUCCUCGAGUAUGGCAUGCUAAUUUUGAAUUUCUUUGAUGCCAUCAAAGAGGGUGAUGGUAAACGUACUUUCAGAUGCUGGAAGUUUCAAUUGCCUUACCUUAGGAAUGACCGGGAAGUACAAAGUAUGCCCUUGAAGCCCUGGGGAUGA